UGUCAGUCAUUUGUGGGAGCGUGUUUUCUUGCUGCAGCUGUCAGAUUGGGAGCCGCCUUCAACCAAACAGCAAACACAAGAGCUUAGAGAAAAAAAAGACAGAGGAAUGCCGGUCGUCUGUGUAGUGCCGUGCUUCUAGGACAGAGGUAUGAUCACGCUAACGGUCAGCUGGCAAUGAUGAUGAGGGAAUCCCGGAUACUAGCAGUCUAUACCAGAUUCUGGAGCCAUCACCAGAAACCCUCCAAUUCUCAACCCAGUGUUGCCAUGGAGACUCCCAACAACUAUGUGUUCAUCCACGGGAAAAACAUCUCUCACAACACGUUGGCUGGCUCUGCUGUGGGACCCCACAUGUCCAUUGACAAGCUGUUUCCGGCUCUCCUUGAGUGCUUUGGAAUCAUUCUGUGUGGUUACAUAGCUGGACGGACUGAUAUGAUCACGGAAAGCCAGGCAAAGGGUUUGGGGAACUUUGUCUCUAAAUUUGCUCUUCCUGCUUUACUCUUUAAAAACAUGGUCGUGUUGGACUUUGGGGACGUCAUUUGGGCUUUUCUUUGGAGUGUCUUGGUUGCAAAGGUUACGGUGUUUGUACUGGUGUGUGUGCUGACACUGAUGAUGGCCAGUCCAGACAAUAGAUACAGCAAGGCUGGUCUCUACGCCAUCUUUGCUACCCAGAGUAAUGACUUUGCCUUGGGAUACCCAAUUGUCGACGCUUUGUAUCGAAGUACGUACCCAGAAUACCUGCAGUACAUCUACCUAGUCGCCCCGGUUUCCCUCAUGCUCCUCAACCCCAUUGGCUUUGCUCUCUGUGAAGUGCAAAGUUGGAGGCAGGCCAGCCAUCUGCAACACAAUAGUCUUGGCAUUCUGGGAAUUGUAGUUUUACAGGUGUUGAAGAACCCAAUAGUGUUCAUGGUGAUAGUGGGAAUCAUCUCUCAUUUUGCCCUGGGAGAACGGAUUCCCUCCGUUCUUUCUGAGUUCAUAGACGGCCUGGCCAACUCCUUCGGAGGAACAGCGUUGUUUUACCUUGGCCUCACUAUGGCAGGUCGGCCAGCUAAGAAAACUAACCAGAGACACUGGAGUUGCCCUGAUUCUCCUCAUAACAGCCAAACUCCUGGUGAUGCCGUUGGUCUGCAAAGACAUGGUGGACAUCCUGGAUGUCGGGGUGAACAGCACAAGUCCGAACCACACCAGUUUAUCCAAUUUUGCUUUUCUCUAUGGAGUCUUUCCAACUGCACCAAGCGUGGCUAUAUAUGCCGGCCACUACAACAUGGAGCUGGAGGUGGUGAGUUCUUGAGUUCUGUUUGAAACAACAAACUGCAUUACAAC
Poecilia latipinna (sailfin molly) is the source of this 1320-nucleotide messenger RNA. RefSeq names its product integral membrane protein GPR155-like. The record is from RefSeq and is a predicted model, not a curated record. Gene Ontology annotation, biological process: transmembrane transport; negative regulation of BMP signaling pathway. Lineage: Eukaryota; Metazoa; Chordata; Actinopteri; Cyprinodontiformes; Poeciliidae. The transcript is spliced from 9 exons. The coding region runs from base 175 to 1299 and encodes 374 amino acids. Gene Ontology annotation, cellular component: membrane.